AUGGCAUAUAAAAAUCCCAGAUCAUCACCACCAUCAUCUCUAUCACCUUCACCAUCACCAUCUCCAUCUCCUCCAUCCAGACCAACACCUCCCCAUUCAUCCUCUGAAAAAACAUUUUCGGAUUACCUAUCCUCAUCCCCAGAACCAUGUCCUCAACCUCUCUCAACUAAGCUCCCUCCUUUAUUUCAAUGUCCCACCCAUUCCUUCAAUCAAUGCCCACCCCAUCUUCGAAACACUAUGAACCCUAGUUCCAACACCUCAUCUUCUAACCGAAGAUCAGCGCACAAUCAAGCAAGAAUUGGAAUUUCUAAAACCAAAAAGGUUGACACCACCAUUUACACAAUUUCUGAUGAUGAUUCUGAACCUUCAACACCUCAACAUAAACCCGAAUCACAAGCUACUCAUGCAUCCCAGCCCACAAAACCAAAGUCCCCAGAAAUUCUAAAAACUCAACCAAGAAAACCUAAAUCCAAAUCUCCCUCCACACUUUCACAGUUCUUGGCCUCCCAAAAACUCAAAAUCCCUAAAAAAUCUCAGAUGAACACAUCUCAAGAGCGACCUUCACCUCCACUCCAAUCUCAAGAACGAUCUUCGCCUCCACUCCAACCUCAAGAACGAUCUUCGCCUCCACAAGAACGAUCUUCGCCUCCACUCCAACCUCAAAAACGAUCUUCGCCGCCACCCCAACCUCAAGAAUGUUCUUCAUCUCAGCUUUCACCUCAAGAACGCUCUUCAACGAAACAACCAACCAAAGAACGUUCUCCUUUUAAAACUCCGACCCAGAAAACCAAAGAAACUUCCACAACAACUAACCUUAAAUCCUUCACCAAACCCUCUUCCUCAAAAAUUCUUAUUCUACCUCUGAUUUCUUCCAAAAUCCAAAAUAUAUUUUCUGAAAAAUGGACUCAAUGCCCUAUUGGUAUUGGGAGGGUUUUUAACUUUGAAAAACUUCAAAUCGAAGGGAUCUCCAUCCAACAUCAUACUGAUGCACUUGGUUGGACUGAUUUCUUGAAAAUAUCUGAUUGUCAUUACCCACAAGUCAUUCGAGCCUUUUAUUUCAAAGCUGAAGCCUUUGAAGACAAGUCUCUCAUAGUCUCAACCUUGAAAGGUAUUGUAAUUCGACUUGCCCCUCUGAUUCUGGCUGAUAUUUUGAAAAUACCAUCUGAAGGAUUAACAAUCUUUGGAAAAGAUUGGUAUACAACCUUAAACAUUUCAAAAGAAGAGGUGUUCCAAGAGCUAUUUGUUGAUGGAACCACAAAAUGUCUUUUAGCUGACCUGAAACCCCUGCCAAAAUUUUUUAACAACAUAGGCCAACACAACAUUUUACCUCACUGUGGCAGUCAUGAAUUCGUUUAUGAUAAUGACGCUCUUGUCAUUUAUCAUCUUCUUCAUUGCAAGAAGUUAAAUCUGCCAUAUUUGAUAAUCCAACAUAUUGAUUGCUGCCAUAAAAAAGGAUUAUAA
Cicer arietinum (chickpea) is the source of this 1461-nucleotide messenger RNA. NCBI's taxonomy places the organism in Eukaryota, Viridiplantae, Streptophyta, Magnoliopsida, Fabales, Fabaceae. The record is from RefSeq and is a predicted model, not a curated record.